This is a messenger RNA of Gigantopelta aegis, 2773 nucleotides long. RefSeq names its product sodium- and chloride-dependent glycine transporter 1-like. Gene Ontology annotation, biological process: sodium ion transmembrane transport. The transcript is spliced from 14 exons. NCBI's taxonomy places the organism in Eukaryota, Metazoa, Mollusca, Gastropoda, Neomphalida, Peltospiridae. The coding region runs from base 1 to 1857 and encodes 618 amino acids. Gene Ontology annotation, cellular component: membrane. The record is from RefSeq and is a predicted model, not a curated record.
AUGGACUGUCAUGAACUAGAAGCAGCCCCAGAACGGGCUCAAUGGGGUCGGCAGAUUGAAUUUAUUCUUACGUUGGUCGGCUAUGCGGUGGGUCUGGGUAAUAUAUGGCGGUUCCCCUACCUCUGCUAUAAAAAUGGGGGAGGAGCGUUUCUCAUUCCGUACCUGAUAUGUCUACUGUUAAUUGGUCUUCCGGUGUUUGCCCUGGAGGUGUCGUUUGGUCAGUUCGGUGGCAAAGGGCCGAUCAGCAUUUGGUAUAUCAACCCGGCAUUAAAAGGUAUUGGGUACGCUGGCGUCAUGAUAUCCGGAAUCAUCUCCAUCUACUACGACUGCAUCAUCGCCUGGGGCUUCUACUUCCUGUUCUCAUCCAUGACCGACGAGGUGCCCUGGAAAGACUCACAGUGUGACGACUGUGCGUGUCUGUUGUUUGGAAAAAAUGACACAGACUAUUUCAUUGAUAACAGAACUGGCAUCAACUGCAGUGAGUAUUUUAGGAAGAAGGUUCUGUCCGAGAGUGCGGGCAUAGACGAGACGGGGAUCAUUAAGUGGGACAUCAUGCUGUGUAACCUGCUGUCUUGGCUCAUCGUCUUCGCGGUCCUGUCCAAGGGAAUCAAGAGUCUCGGCAAGGUUGUAUAUUUCACGGCCAUCUUCCCAUACAUUAUUCUGACGAUCCUGUUGAUUCGAUCAUCAAUCCUAGAGGGCGCUGCCACAGGCAUUUUAUAUUACCUGAAACCUGAUUGGAGUAGACUGACGGACCCUACAGUGUGGAGUGAUGCGGCGGUGCAGAUAUUCUUCUCCCUGAGCGCCUGUCAAGGGGGUCUCGUUGCCAUGGCGAGCUACAACAAAUUUUCAAACAACGUCCUAAGGGAUGCGAUCAUGGUUCCCAUCAUCAACUGUUUGACGAGUUUCUACGCCGGUUUCGUCGUCUUCGCCACACUUGGCUACAUGGCGCAUGUGCGGGGUGUCGACGUCAGCAAUGUCACUGCAUCAGGGCCAGGUCUGGCGUUCGUGGCCUAUCCAGAGGCGCUAGCCAACAUGCCAAUAACACCUUUGUGGGCCAUUUUGUUUUUCUUCAUGCUUUGCAUUCUUGGAUUUAGUUCGCAGUUUUCAAUCGUGGAGACCGUAAUGACGGCCAUUAUUGACGAGUUUCCGCGAUUCUUCCGAACCAAUAAAAAACGUGUUCUCUUUAGAAUCGGCGUCUGUCUCGGCGGGUUCAUCCUCGGGAUGCCAAUUGUUACCCAGAGUGGUUCCUAUUGGUUGGAUCUGAUAGACAGCGCUAUACUGGGCUUUCCAACUCUGUUUAAUGGUCUCUUUGAACUGAUAGCCAUUGCCUGGGUGUAUGGAUACACAGAGUUCGCUAAGGACAUAGAGAAAAUGGUUGGCAGAAAACCUUUCUUUUACUUCCGGAUAUGUUGGUGUUUCGUGUCGCCAGUGCUCGUAGUGGCAGUGAUUGUUGGCAAGGCUGCACAGUACACAACGUUGAGUUCUAAAGGCGACCCAGUCUGGACCGAUGUUUUGUGGUGGAUCAUAACGAUAUCGCCGACACUGAUCACACUUUUGUGGUUCUUAUACUACACCUGUUCGCAUGGAGUCUUCGGGGAGUUCAGACGAUUAAACAAACCGUUAGCUGGCUGGCGAGAAAGGCGGAUAACCGAAGGUGGCACCCUUUCUGUUGAAGACACAGAAAGGGACCCACCCCCGUAUACAACCAAUGGAAUCUCCCAAGAAAACAUGGGAUAUGUGGACUACAAGGCCCAAAACGACAACAUGGGUUAUUUUGCUGACGAUGAUGAUGCUCCUCCAGCCACAGUCAACCCGCCAAAGCAAACACAAUUUGACGAAGCGACCACGCAUAUGUAGUAAACAAUGGCGACAUUCACUCAUUGUACAUGUACCUUCGUUUCCGUGCUUACAUCAGCCCUACUCUCUAUAAAUAAAGGUAAAAAUAUGGCUUGUGCAUGCCCCUCCCACCCUCCCCACCACAUGGACUAGUAGACAGCACUGAAGGAUUUUUACUGGACGAUUUACUGAUGCUGAGUACUGAUGGUGGUAGUAGUGCUGUGUUGGCCAUGCCCAUCCAUACUAUGACCAACGCGUUUUAAAGUAGCACUUCGGUACUGCUGCAUUGUAUUUUAGAACUAAUUUGAGUAGUCCUAUAAAGAACAGUCCUUGAAUUUGUCAAAACCCAUGAAAAAUGCUUUGAAUUUAAGAAAAUCAUUUUGAAAAAUGCUUGAAUUGCAUAUUUCCUGAACCCUAAUUGCACAAUCUGUCAGCUGGUGUUUCUGAUAGCUUUUACUAGUUGGUGUCAUUUUGUCACAAAUAUCGAACACUGAUGUUGCAAAUACUGACAAAAUUAUGUGAGACCCAAGUGUUAUCAGUUAAAUUUGGUGAACCCAUAAAACCCCCAUAAAAGCUGUAAUGUUACUGUGAAAGUACUUGAAUUUUGCCUUCUAAAUUUGUGUAUAAAUAGCUGCAUUCAGUGAUCAAUGUGACAGUUUUACACAUUUCAUUUUGUAUUGCAAGAUAUCUUGUCACUUACACUGACAAAUAAUGCAUCAAUUAAAUCCAGUGUCUGAUUUCAUUUUGAAAGUCUUAGUGUAUUAAAAAUGUCAAAUUCCGAGACAAAAUUAAGCGAGCUGUAUUAAUACAAGACUACAAACACGGUGGUAUAAAAAUUCCAAAGAUAUUUAUAGGAUAUUAAAUGAGUUUCCAUGCAUCGAAAUAAGUCGAGAACGGUCGUUCAGGUUACCGGGAGGUUACUACAUGUAAGAAAAGU